GAGUCAUUAUAACCAAAGUCACCGAGCAGCAGAAGCGUGCGUAACCAAAGACACAGAGCAGCAGAAGUGCCAGCCAAGAUGACUCUCCGUUACGCACAGGUCGUUCCCGCCUUGGUGCUCCUCUUGUUGGGGUUGAUUGGGAUUCUCCUGCUGGCCCUCUCCACGAGUGUGAUAGAGAAACCACCAGAAUAUGAGUAUGGAAUUGUCCUGGAUGCUGGCUCCUCCCACACAUCUAUGUACAUCUACAAAUGGCCCAGCAAUAAACAGAAUGGGACAGGCAUUGUCACCCAGCACGAUGAGUGUAAUGUGAAAGGUAAAGGAAUCUCAGGUUAUGCGGGUGUUCCCGGUGGAGCGGCUAAAAGUCUGGAGGAGUGUCUUCAAAAGGCUGUGCAGAGCAUCCCCAAGGCCAGACAUCAUAAAACCCCUCUGUACCUGGGGGCCACGGCGGGCAUGAGGCUGCUAGAAAUAGUGAAUACCUCAGAGUCCCAUCGUGUUUUAAAAGAGGUGGGCGCCAAACUGAAGACGUACCCUUUCAACUUUAAAGGAUCCACCAUUCUGAGCGGACAGGAGGAGGGGGCUUAUGGCUGGGUCACCGUCAACUACCUACUAGAGAACUUUGCAAAGUAUGGUUUUGUGGGUCGCUGGUUGAACCCUGGUAAAGGCACGAUUGGCGCGUUGGAUUUGGGCGGAGCUUCGACUCAGAUUACAUUUCAGACUGAGGUGCAGACCGAGAGCCCCGAUACCUCUAUGACCCUAAAGCUCUACGGAGAAAACUACCAGCUGUACACUCACAGCUUCCUCUGCUACGGACAAGACCAGUUCCUGCGCAAACUGCUAGCUCUCCUUAUCACCACUCAAGGUGUAAGUAGUGGCAAAGUACUCCACCCCUGCUAUCCCAAUGGCUACGUCACAUCUGUAAACUUGGAGGCAGAUGUUUUCUCUCCUUGCACCGAGCAAUACAAACCCAAAAACAUUGACCUGAAGAAAGAUGUUACGUUACAAGGCACAGGCAACAAUCAACAGUGUCUAUCCACUGUCCAAAAAGUGUUUUCCUUUGACAAAUGCAAUUUCUCCAAGUGCAGCUUUGAUGGAGUCUACCAGCCUGCCACAUCUGGGAAAUUCAUGGCUUUCUCCGCCUUUUACUUUUCCAAGAGCUACGUCAGCGCACUCACCAACAUCUCAGACCCACGCCUUAUGAAGAUGGCAAGCCAGCGUGUCUGUAACAUGAGCAUCAGUCAGAUGACCACAAUCACCAAGCAGCCCGAAAAAUACAUGAAGAACGUCUGCGCUGUGUCCAAUUUCAUCCACGUCCUUCUGACACAGGGUUAUGGUUUCAACAACUCUACGCUUCCCAUGAUUUCCUUUGAGAAGAAGGCAGGAGGGGCAUCUGUGGGCUGGUCUCUGGGCUAUAUGCUUAGCCUUACCAGUCACCUGCCACAGGAGAGCGUCAGUGUGUUGAAGGCCAUACCCUCCGGACCCUGGACGGGGCUCCUGAUCCUCUUUUCCGCUCUGCUUCUCAUGGCUCUGGUUCAGUUAGUGCUGCUCUGUAGAAAAAGCAAAUCUAAGAUGGACGUGAUAUAAAAAAUAAUACUUUUAUGCAACUGGACACCUCUUUUAGUGGGACGCUUGUAUUUUAGAUAAAAGUUUGUGGAACAUUUGUGCUGGAAAAUAUUAUCACCACAAUCUUUCACUCAAAUGACCCUCUUUGUAAUAUUGAAUAAUUAAAUUCAGAAAUGAG
Periophthalmus magnuspinnatus is the source of this 1738-nucleotide messenger RNA. RefSeq names its product ectonucleoside triphosphate diphosphohydrolase 2-like. The record is from RefSeq and is a predicted model, not a curated record. Bases 79 to 1581 code for a protein of 500 amino acids. Gene Ontology annotation, biological process: nucleoside diphosphate catabolic process. Gene Ontology annotation, cellular component: plasma membrane. The transcript is spliced from 9 exons. NCBI's taxonomy places the organism in Eukaryota, Metazoa, Chordata, Actinopteri, Gobiiformes, Gobiidae. Gene Ontology annotation, molecular function: GDP phosphatase activity; UDP phosphatase activity.